GUCCACCUUUUCGCUUGCCCUGGGGAGACCGUUUGUCGUGAGACCUUGGAGCUUUCAAGAUGAGUGAUAAUCAACCACCUGCUCAAACGCUGGGCUCCUCAGAAGUUCCCAUUGAAGGCCCCCCGGUUAAAAGACCCUGCACAAUCGAUACGCCACCUAUUUCCUUGACGCCAGCAGACGAUGGAAGCGAUUUCUACAACACCCCUUUGGCUGCAGGAACGCCAGCAGACAUUGGUGCUGCCAAGGACCAGGUCGAUGCUGCUCAAAAUCAGGCUAACGAGUCGGAUGUUCCUUCAAAUGCCCACCCACUGAUUCCAGGAUUGAACCUGGUCAAUGACAGUAUCAAAGAUCUGCAGUCAGAGGAGAUUGAAUCACAGAGCACCACAACCUUGGCCGGUGAGCACGAGGGUACUGCUUCUGCCAGCCAGCCAGCAACCGCGCUGGGUGAGGCUGAGAAGAUGGAGGGGAUCAAGGGGGAGCCUGCUGUGGGAGGCAUAGACGCCAUGGAGGUGGAUGCCAACGAGAAACAGGAGACCCAACAGUCAGAAGGAAAUGCGACCGGCAUCGAAAGUACAAGCGCACCCGGGGAAGCAUCUGCCAUGAAUGGCGCAGAAGACGCCCAGGACGAACAGGACGAUGAGCACCCUGAGUGGGAAAUCGAUUCCUCCCCCUACGAAUCCUCUUCCGAUGACUCUUCCACCGAUUCCUCUGACGACAGCGACGAUGACGACGAAGACUACCCCAUUUUGAGCCCCGAAGAACAAGCGCGGAUCUUGAUGCAGGCAGAACUUGGUUCCGACGACGAAGGAGACGGAAAGGGUAAAUCAGGUGGCCAUCUCAGAACCGCAAACGAAAUUGAUGAAGAAGCGCCCCCGAUCCCAGAAAUUACCAUCACACCCGAGAUGAAGGUUGUGCUUCUGGGUCAUGUGGAGGCAAUCGUUGAGAACACCCUCCUUAUCUCAGCCAACACGACCGGUGAAUAUCAGGUUCUUGAAGCGGGCUCGCUCCUUUGCCUGGAGAACCGGAAUGUCGCCGGUGUGGUUUCCGAGACGCUUGGAAGGGUUGAGAACCCGCUGUAUGCCGUGCGGUACCCGACCGCUGCCACCAUCACUGAGCGUGGCCUGUCCAAGGGCACCAACGUGUUCUAUGUUGUAGAAUACUCUACAUUCGUCUUUACCCAACCUCUCAAGGGCCUGAAGGGAAGUGAUGCAUCGAACUUCCAUGAUGAGGAAAUCGCCGAGGACGAGGUUGAAUUCUCCGAUGACGAGGCGGAAGCAGAGUACAAGCGCAAGCUGAAGCAGAAGCGCCAGGAGAAGAAGGACGCCAGGAACGAGAAUGGUCCAGCCAGAGGCAGGAGAGGUCCACCGGGUCCCUCCAAGCUCAACCAGAGCGAGCUCAACUACGAUGAUAAUGCGGCUGACGAUGGAUACACACCGCUGGCUCGCCCAAAGAACCUGCACGAGAUGAUGCGCCAACAGGAGGCUCCCGUUGAAGCCGAUGGCCACUCCGGCCCUAGCAGAAACAACUCCGGCUUCCGCGGUGGCAGAGGACGUGGCCGAGGAGGUGACCGCGGUAGGGGAGGCCGGGGAGGCCGUGGAGGAGGCCCAGGAUCAAGGGACUCCCACGAAUCCACUUCUCAUCAGGACCGCCAAACAUACUACCAGCACCAGCACCAGCACCAGCAGCACCAGGCGCAGAGCUCUCAACCUCAACAACACCACCCUUACCCCCAGCAAGCGUAUCCUGCGGCCCCGCAAGGCGCUUACGCUCUUCCUCAACAAUUUACCUCCUUCGCACCCUUCCAGCCUCAGCAAUCUCAGCCUUACGGACAAGGUGCAGUGCCAACGCCGUUCAACUUCCAAAUGCCCUUCCAACAGGCCUACCAACAACCAAACCCAUACCAGCAGCUUCCUGCUAAUGUGCACAUAAACCCCUUGUUCUUGGCUGCCCUUCAGCAGCAGCAGCAGCAGCAACAACAGCCACAGCAAGCACCGGGGCAACAACCGCAACAGCCCACCAUGAAUUUCGACCAGGUGAAGGCGCAGUUGGAUCUUUUGCGGCAAUUAAGCAACAACAACCAGGGGCCGCCUCGUACGUGAUGAUAUGAUGAAAUCCGUUGGAUUUAAUUGCCGCCGUUGUUGUCUGUUGUUAUUAUAUUCUUCCCCUUUUUUUGCUCGCGUAGUUAUGGGUUCGGUUGCAUAUUAGGAGCUGGGCAUCGCUUUCGGAUGGGUAAUAAAAAGUUACGCUA
Aspergillus sclerotioniger CBS 115572 is the source of this 2248-nucleotide messenger RNA. RefSeq names its product RNA-binding snoRNP assembly protein NAF1. Gene Ontology annotation, biological process: pseudouridine synthesis; ribosome biogenesis; box H/ACA snoRNP assembly. NCBI's taxonomy places the organism in Eukaryota, Fungi, Ascomycota, Eurotiomycetes, Eurotiales, Aspergillaceae. The record is from RefSeq and is a predicted model, not a curated record. Gene Ontology annotation, cellular component: sno(s)RNA-containing ribonucleoprotein complex. Gene Ontology annotation, molecular function: RNA binding. The transcript has a single exon. Bases 60 to 2099 code for a protein of 679 amino acids.